CACUGAUAGACAGCACUGAUAAGUGGCACUGACUGGCAUCACUGCUGGGCACUGACUGGCGGCACUGCUAGGCAUUGACUAGUACAACUGCUGGGCACUGACUGGCAGCACUGCUGGGCUGCACUGAUGGCCACUGGUGGGCACAGGUGGGUGGCACUGCUGGGUACAGGUAGGUGGAACUUCUGGGCACAGGAGGGUGCACUGCUGGGCACAGGUGGGCGGAACUGGUGGGUGGCACUGCUGGGCACCGAUCAUCAGGGAGAUUGCCGGGUGCGCGCCCCCUGGGGCGCGCAGGAGAGCGCGUUCUGGGAGGACGUCAUAUGACGCCCUCCCAGAACUGGCCAGCCGCAGUGUAGCUGU
This is a messenger RNA of Staurois parvus, 360 nucleotides long. The record is from the annotation of a GenBank genome assembly. Lineage: Eukaryota; Metazoa; Chordata; Amphibia; Anura; Ranidae.